UUGUGUGUAUAAAAAUAUUCUGCUACCCUGGUUGUUUGUUUUGGUGCAUUUUAAAAUAAAUUGAAAUUAAAUUUUGUGUACUUGCAAUGGAUCAGCCGAUUGACCUUUCUGUUGUCGAAAUCCGCAACUACAUGUUGCGAAAUGAUGGCAAGGUGACGAACCAUGCACUGGUGAAACACUUUAAGAAAUUUCUUACCAACUCGCAUACCCAAAAUGAAGCGCGCAAACGCUUCAAAACUUAUGUGACGUUGCUUUCAACCAUCAAAAAUGAAAAUAACCAAAAAUUCUUAAUAUUGCGCAAAAAAUACAUCAAUGAAUGCCCCUCAGUAGAAGCUAUCGAAGCCGCGAUCUCUACCGUAGAACCAUGUAGUCCUGGCGAUAGUUCACUUAUUUCCGAAUUUUCGCCAUGCAGACCACCACCUGAGCAAACGUCUGCUAAGGAAACAGUGCACCAAGACCAAAACGAGAACUAUCGGGAUUGUGUGAACAAGUUUUCUGAAUCCAUGCAACGCAAUGGGUUUCAGCCUUGCAUUGAUUAUGUUGACUCAAGCAAAAACAAUUCGGUUUUCAGUAGAAACCCUUUGGAUGAAGCAAUUACUGCGGAAAACAUAUCGCGAUUCUCCUUUUCAUCGGAAGCAUCUUCUGACAGCUCCGCCACGGAUAAAGUAUCCGGCGCCGAGUUGGGGGCGGACGAAUCUGAAAAUCCCAUCAGCGUAAAAGAGGCAACGCGUAAAUUUAACCGGAUGGCGUCAGAGGAGGAGGCAAGGAUCAUUUCGCCGUCAGCAAAAAAAAAACAAGAAAAGCAAUUAAUUGAGGAGAAGGAUUCGACCGAAGUUACAAUGGCACAUCCCAAAGCAAAGGAAUGGAUUGUCUCGAUGGCGAAGGCUAAUUACCAAGAGUUAGCUAAAUUAGCUGGCGAAUUCCCGGAGCUGGUAAAAUUGCAGUAUACCGCACUACACUGGGCUGCCAAACACGGUAAUGAAGAUGUUGUUAAACUGAUUGCCGGCACCUUUAAAGCUGAUGUAAAUUCAAAGACGAAUGGGGGAUAUACACCACUUCACCUGGCCACCCAGUUCGGAAGGGAUAAUAUUUUUGAGCUGCUUUGGAAUGUAUACAAAGCCAAUCGGGACAUCAUGGAUUGGAAUGGCAAUAAGCCACUGGAUUACAGCCAACAGCGACCGAGUAUAUCGGCUUCUACUUGCAGUAAAAUCAAGGCACGAAAAAAGCAUACCAUCGAAAAAGAUUUGGGAUUCCUGCGGAUUGGUUCGCUAAAUGUUCGAGUAAAGAAGACAACAGAAGCAUUCAGCAAUUUUCUGGGAGUGGGCAAUGGCAGUGGUCCAGUACAGUUAGCAUAUAGCACUGGGGGAGUAGAUUCUGCAAUUGGUCGGUCUUACCAGAAAUCUCACCGACACUUUCAUCAGCUUCAUCAUGCUCAUCACACUGGUGCGACACGAAAUCGGCAUCCGACUCAGACUGUAGCGACAAACACACUGUACGGAGCUAAAAGCAACCUGCUUGGUUCAAGGGCGAGUGUUCCAAACAAUAGACAUAUAUAUGAUUUUGUACACAAAUCAUGGGGCUCGGCAGACAAUAUAACGCAGCGAACAGAAGAUCUAAUGCCGCCACCGAAAUCGAUAGAUCAUAGCAACAAACGCAACAGAUCUUCCAAAAGUUCAUCAUACACCUCCAAUGCAGCAGAUUCUCCACGUGAUUCAAUUUGCUCGUCUACGUCCAGUUCAAAUCUUUACAGUGGCUACAGCAGUAUGCCAACCACACCAAAUCAGAUUCGAGUUCCAAAGGACAUAGUAGCAUCAUUCGCCGCUGACUCUGAUUCAGAUUCAGCAUAUGGCUUUGACUCAAAUUGGUCAGUUAAUGGACAAACUCGUUAAACAACAUUCUAUUAAAGCGGUUUACUGUUAAUUUUUUAAAUACAUUUUUUUUAAUUAUCAAAAUAAUACAACAUGGCACGAUUAAAUAAAACUCAUUUCUUUGGCUGCUGCAUGGAA
Messenger RNA from Drosophila willistoni, 2006 nucleotides. RefSeq names its product ankyrin repeat domain-containing protein SOWAHC (gene sowah). Gene Ontology annotation, molecular function: protein binding. The record is from RefSeq and is a predicted model, not a curated record. NCBI's taxonomy places the organism in Eukaryota, Metazoa, Arthropoda, Insecta, Diptera, Drosophilidae. The transcript has 10 exons. The coding region runs from base 87 to 1889 and encodes 600 amino acids.